GGAUCCAAAUAAUUUCUAUAUUUUUAAUAACAUAUUUCAUAGAAUCAAUAUUAUGCGAGAAUCAAUAUUCUAGCAACAUUGAGAAAAAUACACCAGUGUUCAGCUAUCAAAUUUGUGCAUCAUGAAACUGAGGAAUUUUUUUUUUUUUUUAAUUCGAACAUUAGCGGCCACCUGUUCGGAAAUGACAGUUAUCCUUUCGACACUCGAAAUUUAGCAUCUUGUUCACUUGGCAACUGUUCGGAGAAAGCUUGAAAUUUUGUGGUGUGGAUUGUUUUCAUUUUGUUAUUUUGAGUUUAGGUCUUUGUAAUAAAAGGGGAAUAAAACAGGAGACCAGUGCACCAACAAGAUGACAGACCGAGAUCUAGCCAGGGAGAAGGCAGCCAAGCUGUUAAAGAAACAGGGCUCAGUAUCGUCCCUCGCCAGUAGCGAAAUUGUCAAAUUCCACAAAGUUGGGUCUAUGAGCACAGUUUCUGUCACUGAGGAUACAGGCCACCAUGAUUUUAAGCCUCCAGUCAGAUUUGAAAAUACAUAUCAACUUGCACCAGGCAAGAAAUUCCCAGCAGCCAAAGUGAAGAAUGUCAUUCGAGAUGUGAUUGAAGGGUACCUAGCAGAAGAAAAAUAUGAACCAGAACUGUGCAGACAGAUGACAAAAACCCUAUCAGAGAUUAUAAAGGCAAGGGUUAAAGAAAUGAUGAUCCCUCGAUUCAAAAUAAUCUGCACAGUCCAUAUAGGAGAAUUGAAAAGCUCAGGAUUAUGGGUAGGAAGCAGGUGCUUAUGGGAUGCAUCAUGUGACACUUAUUCCACAUUUGAAUACCGCAACAAGACAUUGUUUGCAAUAGGAACUGUUUUUGGGAUCUAUUAUGAGUAAAUGUGACACUGCGAGAGGAAUUUUACCUGAGUCAUUGUUUGCAGUUUUCAAAAUCAUCUUAAAUUCACAGUUCAGUUGGAUGUGCAAGUCAAAUUAUGAAUCCCCAGCAUUAAAAUCAAUGUGGUGAUCCCAUGUUGAGGAUAUACAGACAUCUUUCUGCAGUACAGCUGGAAAUAAGAUACAUUCCCCUGUGUUCUUCAUCUAAAGGGACAUGUUUAUAUAUUGUUUUGAUUUUGACCAAAGGUCAAGUCUAUACUCAAAUGUGUAUCUUUUAAGUAUAAUUCAUUGGGCAUGUUGAGUGAAAUAUUACUGAAAUACACAUUUGUCUCGAUGGAGAUGUUAUCAUGAUCAUGUGACUCCAGUACAGCUCCUCUGAUGUUGUAAUAUGAUAUUUACCACAUCUAUAUUUUGCUUUGAAUUGUUUAUAUCUUAAAUGUUAAAUUGAAGAUUUUUCAGUGUCUUGAUUUAUAAUCUGAUCAUAUUGAAAUUUAUUCUUUGCAAUUUAAACACAGGGCCCACCUGUGUAAGCAGUAAAGCAUUAAGCAAUAUAUUAUAUAUGGCGUCUAUACAGAGUAUUUCAUGUUGGACUUUAUGAGGUUGUGAUAUUCAUUUUUUUUUCUCUCUUUACAUGAUCUAUAUCAGCAGUCUGUGAAUCUGUUGAUCACUGCCAGUCUUUUCCGGGGCAGCCUUACUGAUCUAGCACAUUCUGAAACUUGAAUUUGUUUCUCAUUUUGUGGUACUUUUGCCAAAAUCUCCUCAAUACCAGUGCGUAGAAUUACUCAGAUAAUUUCAGCAUUACAACAAAAGUCAAAAUUAAUUAUUUAUAGGUUAUCUGAAGUCAAGCUGCUUGUCUCGUAAUGCCAAAAUUGGUGAAUAUUAGAUUGUGAUAGCUCAAAAUUAAUUAUUGGAGAACUGUAAAUGCAUUUUAUGUUUGUUUUUUAAAAGAUUCUGGGUAACGGACAAUUAUUUGGUUGUAAACAUGUGUAAUAUAGUCAUAUGAACAAUUAGAACUUUUGUCAUAUCUGAAUUUUCAAAAUGUUAUUUGAAGGGUUGAAAAAUCUCAAUAUGUGUCCUUAAUUUUUGUGAUAAAUUAAAUGAAUUAGGCUGAAUCAUUUACAUUGACUUAUCAUUCAUUACACAUUUUGAUUUAUUAAUUUUCUUACAAUGUAUUUGCUAUGCAUUUAUAUAUUUUUAUACACCCUUUUUUACCUAGCAAUACAACUGUCUCAGUGUUCUAUAUUCUCAUGUAUUCAAAGAAUGUGAUAUAAAUUGUGAAUAUUUUCAGUACUGUGUAAUAUAUUACUGUCAGACAACAUUUGAUUUGAGGAAAAUGACUGUGAUUGUUUAGGAUAUGUACAUGUAAUGAUUUAAUAUUGAUGUGAUUGUUGCUGAUUAAGCAGAGCUUCUUAAAGCUUGUCAUGCAAGUGCUCUCUCCGUGUUCAUUAUCAAAUUAUCUAUAAGAGUAUAUUUGUAUAUACCUGUCCAGUUUUGUAUUUAUUGGAAGCACCUUGUCCUUUUUAGAGAUGAGAAAUUGAAAUAAAUGGUUUAUAUACACAUAUGUAAUGAAA
Messenger RNA from Ostrea edulis (European flat oyster), 2436 nucleotides. RefSeq names its product dynein light chain Tctex-type 5-B-like. Gene Ontology annotation, molecular function: dynein intermediate chain binding. The transcript is spliced from 4 exons. Gene Ontology annotation, biological process: microtubule-based movement. Bases 347 to 868 code for a protein of 173 amino acids. The record is from RefSeq and is a predicted model, not a curated record. Gene Ontology annotation, cellular component: cytoplasm; cytoplasmic dynein complex. NCBI's taxonomy places the organism in Eukaryota, Metazoa, Mollusca, Bivalvia, Ostreida, Ostreidae.